Aureobasidium subglaciale EXF-2481 is the source of this 1764-nucleotide messenger RNA. RefSeq lists its product as uncharacterized. Lineage: Eukaryota; Fungi; Ascomycota; Dothideomycetes; Dothideales; Saccotheciaceae. Gene Ontology annotation, molecular function: transmembrane transporter activity. The record is from RefSeq and is a predicted model, not a curated record. The transcript has 3 exons. Gene Ontology annotation, biological process: transmembrane transport. Bases 1 to 1764 code for a protein of 587 amino acids.
AUGGACUCCACAAGCUCCGAGAAGGUGCAUUCCAGCGCACCCCACAAGCUCUCCCUCUUUCGUCUUGUUCGCGACCAAGCUCGUAUCAGCCCCGAUGUUCAGGCUCACGACUAUGAGGGCUCGGGAACGCCAAACGAUCCUUUCCUGGUCACCUGGGUACCCGGAGAUGCUGGUAAUCCCCUGAAUUGGUCAACAUCCUUCAAAUGGCUUGUUACCAUGACCGUCGCUAUGACAUGUUUCGCCACGGCCUUUGCGUCCAGCGCCUUCAGCGGUGCUCUCCGUGAGCUCGUAUAUGGCUUUCAUGCAUCACCAGAACUCAUCACAGCCGGUGUAUCACUUUUCGUCCUAGGCUUCGCUCUCGGUCCCCUUGUCUGGGCACCCUUGUCAGAGACCAUCGGUCGUCAAUACGUCUUCUUCGGUACGUUUGCCGCGUUCACCGCCUUCCUUGCUGGUGUCGCCGGAGCUCAGAACGUCGGCACUCUCCUCGUUCUAAGAUUCUUUGCUGGCUCCUUUGGUUCUUCGCCCUUCACCAAUGCUGGAGGUGUCAUUUCCGACAUCUUCUCUGCUCAAGAACGCGGCUUGGCUAUUACUAUCUUCAGUAUCUCGCCCUGUAUCGCACCCGCAGUAGGUCCGUUGGUUGGUGGUUUCUUGGGCGAGAACGAAGGUUGGCGUUGGGUUCAGGGAUUAUUGGCCAUCUUCGCAGGUGUUUUGUGGAUCGUUGGUGCCCUGAUCGUUCCAGAGACAUAUGCUCCCGUUCUGCUCCGCCGUCGCGCGGAGGAACUUUCAAAAAGGAACGGAAUGACAUAUCAGAGCAAAUUUGAUGCCGAGAGGGGUCCUGUGUCUGCUAAGCAGAUGGUCUCUACAGUGCUCGUUCGCCCCUGGGUUCUGCUCUUCACUGAGCCCAUCGUGUUGCUCUUGUCCAUCUACAUCGCAAUCAUUUAUGGAACUCUGUACCUCCUGUUUGCUGCUUUCCCCAUCGUCUUCCAAGUCCACCGUGGCUGGAGUGAAGGUAUUGGUGGUCUGGCAUUCCUCGGUGUUGCUGUAGGCAUGUUCGCUGCCAUUGGCUUCAGUCUUUAUUCGCACAAGUGGUAUUUGGCUGCCGCGGCCAAAAAUGGCGGGUUUGCACCUCCGGAGGCCCGUCUCAUCAUCGGCAUGUUCGGCUCAGUCGCUCUGCCUAUCGGAAUGUUCUGGUUUGCAUGGACGAACUCGCCCUCUAUUCACUGGUCCAGCUCUAUCAUCGCAGGUGCGCCCUUCGGUUUCGGCUUGACGCUAGUGUUCUUGUCUGUCACCUCCUACCUUAUUGAUGCUUACGUCAUUUACGCCGCCUCGGUGCUCGCCGCAAACACCGUUCUGCGUUCGCUCUUCGGUGCCGCAUUCCCUCUCUUCACCCGCUACAUGUACGAUCGUCUCGGCAUCCACUGGGCUUCAAGUAUCCCCGCCUUCCUCGCCCUCCUCUGUGUCCCCCUACCUUUCGUCUUCUACAAGUUUGGCGCCAGAAUCAGAGCUAGAUGCACCUAUGCUUCUGCAGCUGAAAAGGCAGUCAUGAUGCUGCAAGCGAAGGCUGCCACGACAACAGUCACAACAAGAGGCAGCAGUGUGACCAGUGGCGAUGACAUUGAUCUUGAGAAGGCUCAUGUGCAAGAUCCUCUCGAGCUUACAAGGGCAAAGACACAUGAGACCAUCCGAGAUCCCACAGCUGUUUACGAGGCCAGUCCUUAUGAUAUUGACCGUGUCAACACCAAGAACUCGGUUGCUGGCAUUUGA